Anopheles bellator is the source of this 3499-nucleotide messenger RNA. RefSeq names its product protein nervous wreck (gene nwk). Gene Ontology annotation, molecular function: protein binding. Lineage: Eukaryota; Metazoa; Arthropoda; Insecta; Diptera; Culicidae. Gene Ontology annotation, biological process: regulation of actin filament polymerization; neuromuscular synaptic transmission. Gene Ontology annotation, cellular component: recycling endosome; neuromuscular junction. The record is from RefSeq and is a predicted model, not a curated record. The coding region runs from base 1 to 3219 and encodes 1072 amino acids. The transcript has 9 exons.
AUGCAGCCACCACCGCGAAAAGGGAACUACACCAAGUUCCUGAAGAACCUGCACACCGAGCAGCUGGCCAAGCUAGCGCUCAAGAACCAGAACGAGUGCGAACUGCUGGAGGACAUCCGCCAGUUCACGCUCAAGCGGUCGGCCAUCGAGAAGUCGUACAGCGAGGCCCUGCUGAAGAUAUCGUCGGCCUAUCUGAACAAAAAGCAAGCCUGCAUCCCGGAGAUCAAAAUGGACGGUGCGGACGAGAAAUGGAACAUGUGGAGCGUGUGGCAGACGGUGCUGGAGGAGAACGAGAAGCUCGCCCGGGCCCGGCUGGCGGCGGUGGAGGUGUUCCAGCAGCAGAUCGCCGACGAGGCGAAGGUGCUGCGUAGCACCAAGCUCAACAGCAGCAAGCGGUGCGUCGAGCAGCUGUCGGUGGUGCAGAAGGAGCUCCAGAACUCGGUGCAGGACGUGGACAAGACGAAGAAGAUUUACUUCGACGAGGAGCACAGUGCACACGACGUGCGCGACAAGGCGCGCGACAUCGAGGAGAAGCUGAAGAAGAAGAAGGGCUCGUUCUUCCAGUCGAUCACGUCGCUGCAGAAGAACAGUGCCCGGGUGACGUCGCGCAAGGAGCAGCUGGAGGAAAAGUCGACCGGCGCCCGGAACGACUACAUCCUCAGCCUGGCGGCAGCCAACGCGCACCAGAACCGCUACUUCACCAUCGACCUGCAGACGACGAUGGCCACGAUGGAGAACUACGUGUACGAGCGGGUGGCCGACUACCUGGCGCUGAUCGGGCGCACCGAGCUGCUGACGUGCUCGGCCACGCAGAACUCGUUCGGCAAGAUCCGCGACCAGGCGCAGCAGUUGACGCGCGAGUACAACCUGCAGUGCUGCUACCUUUACUACCCGGUGCUGAAGCAGCACAUCCAGUACGAGUACGAACCGUGCGACAAUGACCCGGUGACGAAGAUUACUGCCGACCACGACUCGGCGGCGGAGACGCUGAGCCGGGAGGGUAAACGGUGGGCCGGCCGGGUGGCCCGCGAGAGCAACCUCAUCCGGGAGUGUGCCCGGAAGCUGGCGGUGUGUACGGCGCUGCGCGAGGCCGGCCACCGUAACGACCCGAACGACCAGAACGGGCCGGACCUGGAGACGAAGAUCGACGAGUUCCGCGAGACGAUCCGACGGUCGGAAAUUGCGAAGGCGAAGGCGGAAGCGCGCCUCGAGUGUCUGCGCAUCGGCGGCAUCAACGUGGACGAGUGGAUCCAGGAGGCGGAGACGCUCAGCGUGCAGGAGAUGCCCCGUUCGGCCAGCUCCCUCUCGAUGCGUACCGAUGCUUCCGGCCAAGGGGAGAAUCCCAGUUCCGACUCCUUCUACGACAGUGACAACGCUGAGCAGGACCAACCGGUGUCGGAGUCGUCGCCGGCACCGAAACAGCCGGAACCACCGGUGGACGAAUUCGUGGCCGACAGUGACGACGAUGAGGCGAAGUCUUUGCCCCGCUCUUUUUCUGCAGACUUUGGUGUCGAACAGGAGCGGCAAAAGAUCGAGCAAAUAUCGCACGGUUGGGACGAUCCCGUCAACGUGGACUGGGGUGCAGAGGAGGCGGCGGCGGCUGCGACCACCAGCAGUACUGGUGCGGUGGAGCCGGUGGCCUCCCUCGCCCAGCAGCAGCAGUCGGCCAGCGCGGCUCAAACGUUCAAGUGUACCGCGCUCUACUCGUACACCGCGCAGAAUCCGGACGAGCUGACGAUCGUCGAGAGCGAACAGCUGGAGGUGGUCGGCGAAGGGGACGGCGAUGGGUGGCUGCGGGCGCGGAACUACCGCGGCGAGGAGGGCUUCGUGCCGCACAACUACCUGGACGUCGAGCGAGACACACCGGUGGACACGCACACCGGGCCCGCCCAGCUGACGUCGCAAAUUUCGUUCUCCUCCGUCGACUACACCGUCGACAACGAGGACCAGGACCACAUGCAGGACUCGGGCCAGUCGCCGGACCAGAUCUCGGUCAUAUCGGCACCACGCAAGCUCAACAAUCAGCUGUACUGCGUGGCGCUGUACGACUACGAUGCCACCGCCGAGGACGAGCUGACUUUCGAGGAGGGCCAGAUAAUCAAGCUGAUCACCAAGAGCCCCCACGGUGUCGACGAUGGCUGGUGGGAAGGUGAGCUGAUGGGCAAGAUCGGCAACUUCCCAUCGCUGGUGGUGGAAGAGUGUGACGAGAACGGGGAGCCGCUCACCGAUGCCGAGGAUGAGUCGCCGCCACCGUCGGCACCGCCGACGUUUGCCGCACCGGCUCCACCGCCGCCGAUGAUACUUCACGAAGCAACACCACCGGAAGGUCAAAGUCCAAACUUGGCCAACUCGGGACCAGCGAUCGAUAGGUUUGAGUUUGAGCUGAACAACGACCAGCACGAGCAGUACGGGUCCCAGUUUUCAGGUCCGCCACCGUCGCAACCACCACCGGUUGUGAUCUGUGAGGAUCCGGAGGCCGAGGAAGCAGCUACUAUCGAAGAGGAAUCUCAGCGGCAAGGCGCAGCGACCGCAGCCGCAGCAGCUACUGCUAGUGGCGACAGCAACCAGCUGAACUUUGCUCAGAUCAUCGUGACGGCCGCCACGCCCAUGCACGAGGACGCGAACAAGAAGUUCGACCCCUCCACCGAGCAGCCGGCCGGGCGUGAGGCAGACUCCGAAACCGAGGCAGAUAUCGUCGAAAAGCAGGAGCAAGAGCAGCAGGAGCGGAGCAGUAAGAAAAAAUCUCAGGACGCUCCAGAAGUCGACCAGUCGCCGGUGACGUCACCGCCCGAGAAGGCUUCCUCGCCGCCGAAACCACCGAAGGCGGCGACCCCACCAAAACCGGCCAAACCUCCAUCGCCACCGAAGCCGGCCCCGCCCAAGGGAACCCCGGAGAAGCCGGCCACGGCACCGAAGCCCACGAACGUGACGGUGAAGGUGGCCAAAAAACCGGAACGCAUCCGAAACCCGGAGCCCGAACCGGAGCCGGAGCUGGAACCGUCGGCGGCGGUGGUUCCGAUCGAGGACCCGGUCGCCCCGUUCGAGGCGACGUUUGAAGCGAACUUUGAGGCGAACUUUGCGGCAAACUUUGACGACGCGUUCGGGGGCAGCCAGCCGGAAGUUCCGAAGCAGGUGGUCGGAGGACGGGCCAGCAUACCGGAGGAGCUGGAACCGCACCAGCUAGCGCGGCUACAGAAUUUGAAGGAAUCGAACGCAUAAUAGGUCGGUUGGCGCAGUAGAACGGGUUAACGGGGGACGCUCCGAUGUUUGGGGUAACCACAGGACCAUCACCAGUCACAGUAUUUGUUCAGCCGCUCAGCGAUCCUAUUGUUCCCAAUUGUUCCACGCAAAGAGACCUCGAGGAGCCCUAUCCUGCUCCGCAACUCUGCAGGCGCCAAGUUAGCGCAAUACAAUCUGCUACAACAAUCACAUAGGAGGCCCAUCCGUGAACGGGUUCUUUCCAGCGGUGUUUUUGAGUGUGCAUUAUUCCUGAAGCCAA